Molecule: messenger RNA, 1781 nt
Organism: Suillus bovinus
Lineage: Eukaryota; Fungi; Basidiomycota; Agaricomycetes; Boletales; Suillaceae
Exons: 7
Coding region: 401-1420 (339 amino acids)
Source: RefSeq, a predicted model, not a curated record
ACCUGGGUUCCAAAGGCAUUAUCAGGGGUCCUAUAGCGGCGUGGCAAUAUAUUUAUUACAUGAUAAUCAAGGUUUUUUCGAACCUGGGGGAACUUGAAGUCAUCGAUUCAUCAUCCACUGCAACCGUGACCAUAUAGAGCGGCAACAAAGGGGCGACGAACUCGGACUAAGAUAUCAUUCUACAGCAAUGAAACUCUGAAUCCCUUACGGUAGCGGGAAUAACCGAAGCUACCCACGUACUUAGGAUGGUUCAAGUUCAUCAACUUCUCUGUGGUGCCAUUAUGACACUGAUAAUCUCGUCCUUCUAUAUAACAGCGAUAUAUGCGUGGGGUUAGCAAAUAUGCCCCCGCACCUUCGUGCAUCUGCAAGGCUGUAGACGGCUGCAGAUCUUAUUUUUGCCAUGGCUUCAAACAUGUCAUUAGAUGCUACGUGUUUACUGUCAUUAGCGCUCGAGGGCGUGACAUAUGGUUUUUCAACCCUCAUGUUUAUCGGUACUGUGUGGGCUUUGGCCUACAAACAGCGCAUACAGGAUGUCAGUCGCCCAAUCAUUGUGGUGGCCAUCCUGCUAUUCAUACUGAGUACUGCGCAUAUGGUCGUGAAUAUCAUUCGCGUUGAAGAUGGACUAGUGAAGUAUCGUGACACAAUCCUGGGUGGACCAGUGGCGUUCUUUGCCGAUCCUUCUCAAUACACAUUUACGAUCGGGAAUGUGUUAUACGGCUUGCAAACUUUACUGGGUGACGGGGUAUUGAUUUAUCGAUGCUAUGUUGUAUGGCAAUCAGUCUUGGUCAUCGUCGUACCGAGCAUGCUGUGGUGCAGUGUUGCAGUGUCUGUCAUUGCUGUAAACUACACUUUUUCGCAAAUCAAAAGUGACUCCAGUCAAAUCUAUGAAAACGAGCGUGGAGCACCUGCACAUUGGGUUAAUGUAUUCUACGUGUCGACUAUCGCAACAAAUUUAUUGAGUUCAGGGUUACUUGCGUAUCGCGUCUGGAUGAUCGAACGUGAUGUCUCUCCAGGUCGUGCCAGGAAGAACAAUAUGAUGCCAAUUGUGCGCGUGCUUGUGGAUUCUGCUGUUUUGUACUCUGUGGCGCUCUUGACCGCAUUGAUCACUUAUGCGCGCUCGAACAAUGGACAACUUGUUAUACACGAAAUGGUUACGCCCAUCAUAUCGAUCGCCUUCUAUAUGGUCCUUAUUCGCGUUGCAAUCAACAGAAAACACAGUCAUAUGUCGACUAUAGGCCCGGGGAUAACCGAUUCAACAGACCCAGGCACUUUGCAGCAGUAUCCUAUGCGGCCCUUGCAAUUUUAUAGAUCCACACAUAAUGACAAUAAAGCAGUUUAUGGAAUAGGAAGCGAAGGCCGGCCAUCGACAUUCGCAGCAGAGUCCCGAAAGGGCUCCCUAUCGAACUUGCAACCAGACUGAAUGUAUCUUGUAUGUCGUUUGUUCUGUAUUUUCCCGUAGGUUUGUUGUGCUUCUACUAUAACAUAUCACUAUGCCUGCACACAGCUCUGCAAUAAGCGGGAUGAUAUGAGAUUGGAUGACUUCCCGCAGCGUUUAGAACGCUGUUCUAGUUCUAAACACAGUUCAUGUCCAAACGCUGUCUACUUCUGCUCCAAGAGCUUUCUCCGGUUUAUUGACCAUGUCGUUGUAUAUCCGCGAAAAUGGCAUAGGCCACCCCGAGGAUUUUUACACCAGAAGAGAGCAGCAGAAAUAAUGUCACUACCACGUAUUCAGCAUUCAACGCCAUGUCCCGCAAUUCCAUCAACGUUUUUCGAAAUGGCUG